This is a messenger RNA of Pyricularia oryzae 70-15, 802 nucleotides long. RefSeq lists its product as uncharacterized. Gene Ontology annotation, cellular component: prefoldin complex; cytoplasm. Gene Ontology annotation, biological process: protein folding. NCBI's taxonomy places the organism in Eukaryota, Fungi, Ascomycota, Sordariomycetes, Magnaporthales, Pyriculariaceae. The record is from RefSeq and is a predicted model, not a curated record. The transcript has 3 exons. Gene Ontology annotation, molecular function: protein folding chaperone. The coding region runs from base 173 to 535 and encodes 120 amino acids.
CUUGCUAUCACCAUCUGACCCAACUUCAAGUAUGCCAUCCAUACCAGACCAUAACCCUUCAUCCAAUAACACACCUGCUCUCGACAACACGAGAAACCGAGUUAGACAAUCUUAUCUGAACCUGUGAUAUUAUCGCACAAGUUGCCUCUAUACACAGCCAUUUUCUCUCAAGAUGUCGAUAUCAAACGAGGCGCUGUCAAAGUUGAUCCAAGAGAUCGAGCUCAAGUCGAUCCAGGCGCAGCAGCAGAUCAGCAUGGUCCGCAGCCAACAGGCCUCCAAGCAGCGUGAGAUGAGGCUCGCCGAGUUGACACGGAGCGAGAUAUCGUCGCUGCCUACAGAGACACCUGUGUAUGAGGGUCUUGGUAAAAUGUUCGUCUUGACGCCAGCGUCAGACCUAAACAACAAGCUUGGCAAGCAAGUCAAGGAGCUAGGCACGGACAUAGAAAAUCUGGGGAAGAGGCUACACUACCUUGAGACGACGGCCAAGAAUAGCCAAAGUCAUAUCGACCAAAUCUUGAAGCGCGGCGAUGCUUAGCUAGGGGUGUUCCUGAGCAUUAGGCAUAGUGGGCUUGGCACUCGACAGAACGGAACAUGAAGGCUGUGUGCAUGGCAUGUACCACACGCAGUACAAGGCGGGUUUUGUGGGGGUCGGCUGCACGAGACUGAAAUUAGAGUAUUCAUUAACUCAUGGUUUUUGUCUGGGGCCUUUUUACACUCGCACAGCCCUACUGUAUAGUAGGUCUAGAAUAGUCUACCGGUAUGAUAAAAUAAAUGACCAUCGACUAGGUUGACGUUCCUCGGC